This is a messenger RNA of Paramecium octaurelia, 1474 nucleotides long. NCBI's taxonomy places the organism in Eukaryota, Ciliophora, Oligohymenophorea, Peniculida, Parameciidae. The record is from the annotation of a GenBank genome assembly.
AUGAUAAAUAAGUAUACCCUCUAAUUUAUAGAUAAUACAGUCGAAUAAAAAUAUUAGGAAUACUAGUUAAAUUAGAAGAGGAAGCCAAUGAUGCAAAAAGUCAUAAAGAUCACAUCCCUUAUUGUAAUUGUGAAAUCAAUUGCUCUAUUGAUCAAUUUUAAUUUGAGGGAAGUAUAUUCCACUCUUGGCUAUUUAAUGGUCACUGUUGGUUUUAUAUUGAUUCUUAAAUUUCAACCUCGACUGAUUAGAUGGGUUCUGAUAAUCAUCAAUUAUGGGGUUUUAAUUUUUUAUUAUGAACCUGACGAGGGCAAGACUUAGUACAAACAUUAAUUGUCUUCAGCUUUGAUAGUAUCUUAUUAAUUCAUAGUGAUGAAUACUGGAGAAUUUAUUGAUACUUUGGUGUAGGUGAUUUCGUUCUAUUCAUUUUACCUGGUUUAUUUCAUGGAGUAUUAGCCAGAUUAUUCCAUUUCGCUAACGAUGGCAACAUUUUUACUUUCAUUCUUACUUAUAAUCACAUUUUAUGAGAAUGCCUCUGCGGAAAGAUCAAAAUUCAAACUUACAAUAAUAGAGAAUAAAUGGGAUGAAAUUCUUUAAAAUAUGAUUGUUGAGCCAUGUAUUAUUUUCAAUUACAAUAACUUUAAAAAUUCUUUUAUAUUGAAAAAGUCAAUCGAUUUUAUCUACCCCAUGGACUCAACUGAAGAAUUGAAGUUAUUCCUCAGAAAUUCAAAAGUCAAUCAAAGUCAUAAAAUUAAUUUAGAAGAUUUUAUAUUUCAGAAAGUUUAAUAAUUAAAUAAGGACAAUAUAUAAACAUGGAAUUAAAAACUUAUUAUUUUAUAUCAUAAGGAAGCUCAUAAUAUCUACUACUCUAUACUCUCAGACACAUCCCCUGUCAUUCUUAUCAAAGUUAAGCCGUUAAAAUGUUAAAAAAAUGAAAACGAGUCAGAAUUAGAAAAUAAAUACUAAUAUAAAUACAAAAUCUUAAUCAAAAGUAUCUUACAUCAAUUCAGAUUGAAUUUCUAACAACCAUUUCCUAAUCUACAUACGAUAUUUAAGAUUACAGUAUAUCAUUACCUACAUGAAAAAAUUGAUAAAUAAUUUAUUGCUUCUAUUAAAAUUGACAAAAUUCUAAAGUAGCUCAAAUUAAUUUAUCCAUAGAAGCAAAUAACUCUUGAAAACUUCUACAAAAGAUCCAAAAUCUCUGGACAUAAAGAUGAAUUUUAUUUGAUUUUGAUGGAGGUCUUUGAAAUCAUGAUAUCCAAACAAAUUCAUAUAAGAAUCAUAAAAAAUGAAUCCUCUACUAAAUUUUUUAUCUAUGGGAUUUUCAUAGAAGGAGCCAAAGAGAAGCUGACAUCCAGGCUUCAUUACUAUUAGAGAAGCUUGCAAGCUCUUGAAAUUACUAAUCAAUGUAUAUUGAUCUUUAUAUAAUUUAGAUGUUAGUUUAACUCUUAAGUCUGAGCGUAAACAUAUCAAUUGA